This is a messenger RNA of Exaiptasia diaphana, 3504 nucleotides long. RefSeq lists its product as uncharacterized. Bases 163 to 3414 code for a protein of 1083 amino acids. Gene Ontology annotation, biological process: regulation of transcription by RNA polymerase II. NCBI's taxonomy places the organism in Eukaryota, Metazoa, Cnidaria, Anthozoa, Actiniaria, Aiptasiidae. The record is from RefSeq and is a predicted model, not a curated record. Gene Ontology annotation, molecular function: DNA-binding transcription factor activity, RNA polymerase II-specific; RNA polymerase II cis-regulatory region sequence-specific DNA binding. The transcript has 11 exons. Gene Ontology annotation, cellular component: nucleus.
GCAGUUUUCUUGUUGUUUUGGAGCGAGGCUGAGGCCGUAGAGCUUUAUUUUUAGCCAAAAUUGUCUCGUUUUGAAGCAUAAACACAGGGAAAAGCCUUCUCAACUCGUUGACAGGGGUUGGUGCAGUCAAACUAUACUUAAAACSCGCUUUACAAAUCGGCUAUGGCUGARACCGUCUCGGAGCCGUUGAACAAUGUGGUUUUGCCUCAACAGAUUAUGGCGACAGAUCAAUCUCCAACACCUACCACUGCAAGUUGUGUUGCUACGACUAUAGAUAGUCUUCCAGCAACCACGGAUACACUGAACAAUUAUAAGUCUGAAAAUCUAUCUCAAGAAAUUGCUACAAGUGUUGAAUCUAUGAGUAGCAGCGAGACUAUUUCAGUUAGUACUCAAGUUAAUAUCAUCGCGGGUCACCAACCCGAAACAAAUGAAUUUACAAAUCAACAAAUUCUACAGUCUCCAACAAUGGCAGAAAAAAAUAUCGUACAAGACUCUGAAGCCGUUACGUUGCCAGCAAAUGCCAUUACCAUGUCCGCUGAAGGAACAAUAGUUAGUAAUAGUCAAGGUGAACUUAUAGAAAUUGUACCCGUCGCGUCUCUUUCUACUAUGUCGCCUAUACCAGCUCUAAACCCUAACCUGCCUACCUGGGCAGGCCGGCUACGAGACUGCGAGCUUAUUGGCGACUCUUACAGAGGGUACGUAACCAAUGAGGUUGAGCUUGACCUUAUUUUGACAUUACAUAAACAACAGACCAAUAGUUGUUGGGGAACYAGACAGUCUCCAUCUUCUGCAAAGCCAUCUAUUCGACUUAUGUGGAAGUCYCAGUAUGUACCAUAUGAUGGCAUCCCGUUCUUGAAUACAGGGCGCCGUGCAACUGUCAUGGAGUGCCAGUAUGGUCCAAGACGGAAAGGAAAUGUCAGUAAAAAAUCUACAGAUUUUGACAGCCAAGGAAAUGCCUUAAAGAAAGCCCAUAGACCAACUUGCCCAGCAAGAAUAUAUAUCAAAAAGGUGAAGAAGUUUCCAGAGUACAGGAUUGACCUUGACCUCAACCUUGAAGGCAAGAAUGUAAGACAAGCACAAGAGAGAGCAUUGACUCAUUUAAGACUUGCUGGUGUAGAGACAGGUGGAGAAGAAAGGUUUUAUGUGCAACUGCCACUUCCUAUUGCUCACGAGUAUCAUGAUGUUGAAGAUAUAACCAUAACACAGAGUCCAGACAGUAGAGGACAAAGACUAAACCAGCAAGUAGCUGAUAAAAUCCAUGAGUUUGUUGCUAGGGGGAUUACUGGGGUAUAUGCAAUCAAGCAUUGUUUAAAGGAAUAUGUAGAGAAAGAACUAUACACUGGCCAAGAUCCACCACCAAGGCACAACAAAGCCUUUUUCCCUACCRUUAUCGACCUACAGAAUCACAUUCAUGAAGCACAGGCUGCUUUAGCAUCAGGACAGCUUUUACCGCUACCCCCUCUAAGUAACCCACCACUUAUCCCUUCUCCACCCAAAGAGAGAGUGCGAAAGAGAAAGCAGCCAAUGAAACACUCCCAGACAUCCCAGACCAUUAACAGACUACAAACAGCAGAGGCUGUAGCAAGCAUUCAAGAAUUAGAUGAUCAACACUCACCAGAGGAGAACAGGGAGGAUGUAAAACAAGAAAAUGAUCAACAGCUUCAAGAACAUCUUGCACAGUUUGGCGAGUCAGAAAGUCAGCCUUUGGUCAUCACACAUGGACAGGCAGACCCUACGAAAAAUGGACAAGUUGUGAUAGUUGUAACAUCAAACAAUGUCUUCACUACUGGACAAGAAGCAGAACCUCCAACUACAUUUGCACAAAUCAGCCUCCCUUCUUCACACAUCACCAAUUUACCAUCAUCGUCAUUUGGGACRUURCCGACAGGAAGUCAGGCAGUGCUAAUAACCCAUCCACAAGGAGAGAAUGGACAGUUUUUAGCGCASACACAACACAGUAACAUAUUGACAGUGAUGARYCCCACCAUUCAGGGUAUAGGCCCWAAUCAAAGGGUUGUACUUCGUAUGGUACCAACAACAGGAAAUAUACAACCAGCUACGACAGUUGAUUCUCAAACAGAUCCUUCAGGUAUAACUUUUAAAAUAAGUAUUAGCUUUCUAAGUAACCCACCACUUAUCCCUUCUCCACCCAAAGAGAGAGUGCGAAAGAGAAAGCAGCCAAUGAAACACUCCCAGACAUCCCAGACCAUUAACAGACUACAAACAGCAGAGGCUGUAGCAAGCAUUCAAGAAUUAGAUGAUCAACACUCACCAGAGGAGAACAGGGAGGAUGUAAAACAAGAAAAUGAUCAACAGCUUCAAGAACAUCUUGCACAGUUUGGCGAGUCAGAAAGUCAGCCUUUGGUCAUCACACAUGGACAGGCAGACCCUACGAAAAAUGGACAAGUUGUGAUAGUUGUAACAUCAAACAAUGUCUUCACUACUGGACAAGAAGCAGAACCUCCAACUACAUUUGCACAAAUCAGCCUCCCUUCUUCACACAUCACCAAUUUACCAUCAUCGUCAUUUGGGACRUURCCGACAGGAAGUCAGGCAGUGCUAAUAACCCAUCCACAAGGAGAGAAUGGACAGUUUUUAGCGCASACACAACACAGUAACAUAUUGACAGUGAUGARYCCCACCAUUCAGGGUAUAGGCCCWAAUCAAAGGGUUGUACUUCGUAUGGUACCAACAACAGGAAAUAUACAACCAGCUACGACAGUUGAUUCUCAAACAGAUCCUUCAGCUCCAGAGCAGCUUCUAGCAAGUCAAGCAGCCGUAGCAGCAGUAUUGAAUGCUGCAGCCACUGUAGAAGAAUCAAAUGAGGAUCAAGAAAAGGAUACUGACUGUGAGCCCGCAGUCAAAAGACAAGCAGUUGGCAUUGAUUUAUCAUCACUUGUUAAAGAAGCAGGCUUUGAUUCUCAUCAUGUACAGGUAUCUGGAGUAGAAAUGACAACCGUGGAGUCAACUCAACCAAUCCUGACAUCUACUGAUAGUACAGCAAACCCUCAAGACUACACCGACAAUGGUACAGAAACUACUCUCGUUGAAUAUACUUAUCAAAACAACACCAAACAAAMCAACCAAGAAGAAACACUACCCGACCAACAGUCAGUGAUGGACAGCUAUGACGUACUYGAUGAUACCCAGUCUACCCACCAAGCCACGGUGGAUACYAGCGAAAUACAAUCGAUCUCUAUGGAUGCAGAAUUAAUCGAGAACUUUCCUAAAUUUACCGGCACAUCAGAAGCAAGACUAGUCCAUGUUACWAGUGCRGAUAGUAACGGUACUGAUGUGGGCACUGGUGGUAUGGUGCUAGUSACAGAUGCAAUCAAUUCAUAUCACUCACAUACCGAUAAURAUGUCGAGAAUAAUACCGACUUGAAUACAAAAGAACUCGACGACACUCAAUGAAUCAUGCCSUUUUAGGACCACUGCAUUCUGGGUGGAAUGAAAACUAGCUUAAUMUUUGUAUUUUGAGUUCAUUGUUUAAUAAACCUCAAC